CUCCACCAGGGGUCGCACUUCAGUUGUUUUUCUAUGCGGAACCAUCGUGCAACAGCUCCUCAGUACGGCGGACAGAGAAGAGUGUGACACACUGUCGAAACAGCAACAAUGUGAAAAGAAGGUUCUUUGACAGUGGUGUGAGGGGGUAAACCAAGAUGGCCACCGGCCGUGUUCCGCUAGUCUUGCUAGCCUGCGGCUCCUUUAAUCCUAUCACCAAUCAGCACAUGAGGCUGUUUGAGCUGGCCAGAGACCACAUGCACAGCACAGGCCUGUACCAGGUGGUGGGUGGCAUCGUGUCUCCAGUGAGUGAUGGCUAUGGAAAGCAAGGCCUGGUACUGGCUAAACACCGAAUCGCUAUGACAAAACUGGCGCUCCAGAGCUCCAACUGGGUCACGGUUGAUGAAUGGGAGAGCGAGCAGCCAGACUGGACAGAGACUGUGGUCACCAUGAGGUAUCAUUAUGGGCGUAUCCUGAAGGAGUAUGAACAGAGCACAGGAACGCACAACAACUCCAGUGGAAACACCAGUCCCCUCUCAAGCCCUUUUCCCCAGUUGAAGCUUCUGUGUGGGGCUGAUUUCCUCGACACUUUCAAGAUCCCUGGCCUGUGGCGAGACGACCACGUGGAGGAGGUGGCUGGGCGUUUUGGCCUGGUCUGCGUCAGUCGAGGGGGGCAUCAACCCGAGCGAGCCGUGCAUGAGUCGGACACGCUCUCGCGCCACCAUCAAAACAUUUUCCUGGUGAGGGAAUGGGUGAAGAAUGAGAUGAGUGCCACCGAGGUCCGCCGGGCUCUGAGACGGGGUCUAAGUGUGAAAUACCUGAUCCCAGACUCUGUGAUAGAAUAUAUUCACCAGCACAAGCUCUACACAGAUGACAGCGAGAGGAGAAAUAAGGGCAUGGCACUGAGGCCGCUCACCAAGCAGGCUAAACAGCCAGUGAAGAGUCUAGAUGACUGAUAGAUGGACUGCUGCAGCGUUGAGCAGAACAUGGGAGCCCUUGAAGUGUGAAUGCACUCACAGAUCAAUGCUUGUCUUCGGGGACUGGAGGCUCUGCUAACUUCCACUGGACUGCAGUGUGAUAGAGGUUUGCACAAUCCACCAGUUGGCGUAAAUGUGUUUUCCAGGCAUCACAUGUGUUCAGUAGGAAGCAUCUACACAGUUCUGUGGUGUCUUUUGAAUCAUACACAUGAAAUGUUGCAAAUGAACAUUCGUUUGCUAAAUGUUUUCAACCUUUGUAGUUUUCCACAUUGCACAUCAUUGCAGAGAUGGAUAAAUUGAAAUACAAUCCUCUAUCUUUGAA
This is a messenger RNA of Micropterus dolomieu (smallmouth bass), 1296 nucleotides long. RefSeq names its product nicotinamide nucleotide adenylyltransferase 3 (gene nmnat3). The transcript has 5 exons. Gene Ontology annotation, biological process: NAD+ biosynthetic process. Gene Ontology annotation, cellular component: mitochondrion. The record is from RefSeq and is a predicted model, not a curated record. The coding region runs from base 156 to 953 and encodes 265 amino acids. Gene Ontology annotation, molecular function: nicotinate-nucleotide adenylyltransferase activity; nicotinamide-nucleotide adenylyltransferase activity. NCBI's taxonomy places the organism in Eukaryota, Metazoa, Chordata, Actinopteri, Centrarchiformes, Centrarchidae.